AUGUCGACGCCUACCACGGCCACGGCCACGCUCCCUCACUACCACCACCCACGGUACAACCCGCCAAACUACGCCCUCCACCAUCAGGGCCACUCGUCUGCUACAACCACAGCCUCAAACUACCGCACGUCGUUGCUGCCCGCAACCCAGGCCGCCAACUCACCCCCUCACCACGCCCACGCCCACGCCGCAGACCCGUCGCAGGCGCCGCGAUACGACGAGCCCUACACGCCCGCCAUGGCCAACAACUCGUCCUCGGGCGUCGUGCCCGCCGCCGGCCGCCCUGCCGCCGAGGACCAGCCGUCGAGAAAGCGUCGGCGCUCUCGGGAGCCCGACUGGAACAACUUCUACCGCAACGGCCUCCCCAAGGAAAUCAUCGUCAUUGACGACACGCCAGAGCCCGAGGCCAACACCGGCCGCAAAAUCACAAAUGGCAAUAGCAACAGCAACGCCAGCGGCGCCGUCGUCGACUCGGCGUCCGCCAAGAAGAGACGACACAACGAGCAGCCUGGCUACCACGUCCAGUAUCUCGCCGGCUCGCACACAAACACGCCUCUGCCGAACCACACGCCUAUUGGCUCGACCCUCUCCAGCGACCGCACAAACUCGGCACUGCACACAACGGCGCCCACGUCUCUAUCUGCAAAUGGCCAGUACGAUGAACUGGUCACGCCGUUGAAGCGAAAGCGCACCACCCGGCAGCAGGCUGCCAAUGAGGCCAAGCGAAGGGACGUGGAUGGCCUAGGAGGCGCCUUUAUGGCCUACAAGCCUCCACCUUUCCCGCCCAAGAAGUCUGCAGAGGUUCCCGUCAAGGUGAUUCACGAUCGCCACUUUGGCAAAAACGCCAAAGUUGAUGAUGAUGACGGCCAUUAUAUCGUGGUCCCAGACGCUGAAUUGACUGAUAAGUAUCAAAUUGUUCGUCUUCUUGGACAGGGCACUUUUGGCAAAGUAGUAGAGGCCCGUGAUCUGAAGAGGAACAAGCCUGUGGCUGUCAAGAUCAUUCGAUCCGUCCAAAAAUACCGCGAUGCUUCGAGGAUCGAGCUUCGCGUUUUGGCCACGCUCAAGGCCAACGACGAGGAAAACAGGAAUCGUUGCAUCCACCUGCGAGACUGCUUCGAUUACCGAGGCCACAUCUGCAUCGUCAUGGAUCUCCUGGGCCAGAGCGUUUUUGACUUUCUCAAGGGCAACGGCUUUGUCCCCUUUCCCAACAGCCAGAUUCAGAACUUUGCCCGACAAUUAUUCACCAGCGUAGCUUUCCUCCACGACCUGAACCUAAUCCAUACCGACCUUAAACCGGAAAACAUUCUGCUGUGUGAUAAUUCUUAUCAGACAUUUACAUAUAACAGAAAGAUUCCUUCAUCAUCUACCACGAUCAAUCGGCAGGCGUCUCAGCGCAGAGUGCUGCUUGAUACUGAGAUUCGUUUGAUCGAUUUUGGGUCGGCCACCUUCCAAGACGAAUAUCAUUCAUCCGUGGUGAGCACCCGGCACUAUCGUGCGCCGGAAAUCAUCCUUGGUCUAGGCUGGUCUUUCCCUUGCGAUAUCUGGAGCAUAGGAUGCAUCUUGGUCGAGUUCUUUACCGGCGAUGCCUUGUUCCAGACUCACGAUAACCUUGAGCAUCUUGCCAUGAUGGAAGCUGUUGUGGGCUCUCGGAUAGACUCCCAUCUCGUUCAAGCAGUGAACAAGAUGUCUACCAGAAGUGGAGGAAAUCCUGCUUCCAAAUACUUUAAGCGCCUUAAGCUCGACUACCCAACACCAGAGACGACCAGGGGUUCUCGACGGUUUGUGAAAGCGAUGAAGCAUCUGAGCGACAUCAUUCCUUCUAAUUCAACAUUUUUCAAGAACUUCCUUGAUCUGCUGAGAAAAAUAUUUGUUUACGACCCUGCCAAGCGAAUUACCGCCAAGCAGGCUCUCAACCACCCGUGGUUCAAAGAAAUGGCACAGCCCGACGAUGGAACCGAGGCGGCCAAGAUUCGAUUCGAAAGGAGACGACAUGGAAUAGAGGUGGACAAGAAUGGGCGGUCUCACUACGUUGGAUGAACCACGCCCCCGGAUAUUCCCUUUCAACAACAGCAACAACACAUUUUCGUCUUAUAAUGACUACAUAAGC
Messenger RNA from Trichoderma atroviride IMI 206040, 2107 nucleotides. The record is from RefSeq and is a predicted model, not a curated record. NCBI's taxonomy places the organism in Eukaryota, Fungi, Ascomycota, Sordariomycetes, Hypocreales, Hypocreaceae.